GAGUAAUGUACAAAAUCUAGACAAUGAACUUUUCAUGGCAGACAACCAGAGUAUAGCUGCUUCAUCAAGAAUAGUUAAGUCCCUCGAGACUCUGUUGGCAUCACUUACGAAUUUCACAUACGUCCAGGAAAAUGUAGCUAUACAGACGAUGUUGGUCAAUAUAACAGCUUUGGAAAAUGGAAUCGGAUUUGCUUCGUUACAACCGAUGAAUGGUACCGUUAAAAUCGGCCUACAAAAAGAAAAUAUCAAAAAAUUUGAAAACUUAGACGAUUAUCUAAACGAGAUAUUUGAAACGUCAAUUGCUUUACCACCGGAAAUUGUUACUAAGAGUCAGGAACAAGCGGGUCCAAAUGAUCUGCAAGUGAGCUUCAUCAUUUAUCAAACGUCUAAGCUGUUUACAUCUUAUCGUCUGAUGUCUAACGAAAAUAGAACGAUCGGAAGUCAAGUCAUAUAUGCUGCUGUAGAAACAGUAAUUGUGGAAGAGUUGAAGGAACCGGUCAGAGUUGCCUACUUACCAGUUGUGAAAGGUGCAGGAGGGAAUCCUGAAUGCGUGUUUUGGGACUUUGAUUUGGAAAACGGCCAAGGCGACUGGUCCAACGAAGGCUGUGAUUACAACGAAACAUCCGGCGGUCGAACCGUGUGCUUCUGUGACCAUUUAACAAACUUUGCUGUUAUCAUGGAUUAUUCUGGUCAAGCCGGUCCAACCACGAGGUUUCAAGAUGCAUUGUCCUACAUCAGUAGUAUAGGAUGUGUAAUAUCUAUCGUCUGCUUGGUUAUUACUAUUAUUACAUUUAUGUACUUCAAACACUUACGAGGAAAGCGCCAUCAGCGUAUACUCUUGAAUUUGUGUUUUUCUCUGCUGUUUCUGUAUCUAACUUUUGUCAUCGGGAUUGAGUUGACUAGUUGUUACAGUUGCUGUAUUGUCAUAGCAAUCAUGCUGCAUUACUUCGUUCUUACGACGCUCUUUUGGAUGCUUGUUGAGGCGAUAAAUAUGUACCUACAAUUUGUGUUGGUAUUCUACCACGAAAUACGCAGAUUUACGUUAAAAUCUGUACUUCUUGGUUGGGGUGUACCUAUAAUACCAGUUGCAAUAAUUUCUGCCACAAAGUACAAGGGAAAAUAUUUCAACGAAAAUUACUGUUUUAUGAAACACGGCUUAGAAUUUUAUCUGGGAUUACUGGCCAUUGCUGCAGUUAUUCUCAUCAUAAACUCUGUCAUCUAUAUUCAAAUCAUUCGACAACUGACAUGUCGACGAAAGGUUAUGAAAGCUAAGACUGACAGCAUUAAAAUGAGUGAGCUGUCGGUCCGUGUGCAAAACGCAAUUGCUAUCAUGAUGCUUCUGGGCCCGACCUGGAUUUUUGGGUUCUUGGCAAUAGACGCAUCCGACACUGUCCGCGAUCUCUUCCAGUUGAUAUUCUGUGUUUGUAACUCGUUGCAGGGUUUCUUUGUGUUCAUAUUGUUCUGUGUUCGUCAACGAGAUGUGAGAGAUUUAUGGGCAAAUUUCUGCUGUAGUGCUGGCGAGAAGCCAAGUCAGUCAACAACGGUUUCAAAGCAACUCUCCGGAACCGAGGAGGAUUCUGUCUUAGCUAAUUCCACCUAUAUCAAUUCCUUGUACGGCAUUACCAUUUAUGCAGUGCGACCUUCAACUGAUAAGUGAUUUACACUGUAAUUCGCACCGAGUUUAGCUCGGACACCCCAGCUAACAAUAUUACGUUAUAAUAACGUCUUACUAACGUUACAGUUUGUGAUGUUAAGAACGUUUUGAUAUAACGUCCUACUAACGUAAAUUUGUAGAACCAUUUUUACGUACAUAUAACCCGAAGUAUAACGUUUACAUAUAACGUUAAUAUAACGUUAUAUACAAACUAUAUAAAAACGUUGAAAAAUAACGUUUAGGAAACGUAUUACGUAAUUAUAACGUAUAUAUUUAAAGUUAAUUCAUCACGUUUAUGUAACGUUAUUGACACGUUAUUAUAACGUUACAUAGAUGGCUGUUAAGAACCUUCUUAUAUAACGUUCUACUAACGUAAAUUUGUAGAAUACAUAUAACUUAAAAUAUAACGUUUGAAUAUAACGUUCAUAUAACGUUAUCAACACACUAUAGUAAAACGUUCAAAAAUAACUUUCAAAAUACGUUAUAAUGACGUAAUUGUUUGGUACAUUAACUGUCUUUAUAAAACGUUCUAAGAACUUAUUUUUGUAGUAAAAUAUUUACGUAUUUAUUACGUAUAUAUAACGUUCAUUCAUUAUAUUUAUGUAACGUUAUUAACAAACGUUAUAAUAACGUAAUAUAGUUUAGUGUUAAGAACGUUCUCAUAUAACGUUCUAUGAACGUACAUUUAUAGAACCAUAUAUACGUACAUAUAACUUGAAAUAUUACGUUUAAAUACAAUAUUCAAAUAACAUUUAUGCAAAGUUUAUUAAUAACGUUAGAUAUAUGUAAUAUUUGAACGUUAUAUAUUGAGUUAUAAUUACGUAAAUAUGGUUCUACAACAAAACGUUCUUAUAACGUGAUAUAGACAACACCAACGUCAUUAUAGCAUUUGUUAAUAACGUUAUAAUGUAAGUUAUAAAUACGUAAUUAUGGGUCUACAAAUAUACGUUCAUACAACGGUAUAUAAAGACGUUAGCAACUAACAGUUUUACGUUUUUAUAACAUUUCUUGAACGUUAUGCUUCAAUGUUCAUAUUAACAUUACAUAAAUGUUAUAUUUGUACGUUAUAUAUUAAGUUAUAAAUACGUAAAUAUGGUUCUACAAAAAUACGUUCAUUUAACUUUAUAUAAAAACGUCGUUAACACCAAACUGCUAACGUUAUUAUAACGCGUGUUAUUAACGUUACAUAAAUGUAAAAUUUGAACGUUAUACUUUAGGUUAUAAAUAUGUAAUUAUGCUUCUACAUAUAUACAUUCAUAGAACGUUAUAUUUUACGUUUUUAUAACAUUUUCAAACGUUAUGUUGCAACGUUUAAUAUUUUUUACGGUACAUAAAUGUAAUAUUUAAACAUUAUAUUGUAAGUUAUAAAUACGUAACUAUAGUUCUACAAAAAUACGUUUUUAUAACGUUAUAUAGACGUAUAUAGCAACUAACUAGUUUACGUUUUCAUAACGUUAUGUUGCAAUAAUGUUAUUAUUAACGUUACAUAAAUGUAAUAUUUGAACGUUACAUUUUAAGUUAUAAAAACGUAAAUAAAAAACGAUCUAUGACGGUAACAAUAAUCAAGUUUAUAAAACAUACUCAACGAUUCGAGACAUAUAUUCUUCUAAAUUCAGUGGUUUAAAUUAUGGUUUUAAAUUAAAAUAUUACGAAAAUAAUAAUAAUUUGCGAUACAGACAAGACAUAAUUAAGUACACUUAACUGAGUAUAUUUUCAAACCUUAAAAGUUGACCUAGAAAGCAUUCAAUGUGUACACAAGCAUAAAGUAAGCUAUUGUCAAUACAUUCAAUGAGCGAUUAACAGUAUUCUGUCUGGCAUGGAAGCAAUACCAUGCCGAAAACGCCAAAGAACCAUUCUUCGUACAAAAGAACUGUUAUUCGUAAGGUACUUUUUUAGUUGCAACAUGUAAAUAGUGGCCUAAUUUGACCUAUGUUCAACUUAGCCAGUAGGCUAGGCCUAUUUCUUGUACUAGUCAGUAGUAGUAGAAUUGUUGAAAACGACAGAAUUGAUAAUUAAUUUUUAUCAGACUUUGUAAAAUAUUUCAUGUAAAUAAUUUUAGUUCAGCGGCGAUUUUGAAAAAGAUGCCUAAAAAUUGGUGUAGCCAGUAGUGUUUCGUAAUAAUAAUAAUAAUAAUAAUAAUAAUAAUAAUAAUAAUAAUAAUAAUAAUAAUAAUAAUAAUAAUAAUAAUAAUAACUUAAUCUUUGCUGCUCUGUUUUGGAGAAUUUGUAAUGGAUGACAACUAUGCUAAAAUAUAUGUAUAUAUAUUUUUUUUUUUGGUUUUAGGGGGUUUUCACAUUUAGUUAUUUAAUAUUAUUAUCGCUGAAUUUGUAUAAUUGAAUGCCAAUUGUUUAUUAUAUUCUGCAAUACUAUAUUCUCUACUGUAUAACUUAAUUUUCAUUAUAUGUAGGCCUAAUAUUACAAGGAAGUAAAUAAAUGUUUAUUUGAAUUUGAAAUUUGAAUUUGUAGUUGUUAAAUACAAGCACUUCAGCCGAGAGGGCAUGACUGUUUAUGGUGAUGUACG
Molecule: messenger RNA, 4175 nt
Organism: Anneissia japonica
Lineage: Eukaryota; Metazoa; Echinodermata; Crinoidea; Comatulida; Comatulidae
Product: adhesion G-protein coupled receptor G2-like
Exons: 6
Coding region: 35-1657 (540 amino acids)
Biological process (GO): cell surface receptor signaling pathway; G protein-coupled receptor signaling pathway
Cellular component (GO): membrane
Molecular function (GO): G protein-coupled receptor activity
Source: RefSeq, a predicted model, not a curated record